Messenger RNA from Aspergillus bombycis, 942 nucleotides. RefSeq names its product rRNA-binding ribosome biosynthesis protein UTP23. Bases 1 to 942 code for a protein of 313 amino acids. The transcript has 3 exons. The record is from RefSeq and is a predicted model, not a curated record. NCBI's taxonomy places the organism in Eukaryota, Fungi, Ascomycota, Eurotiomycetes, Eurotiales, Aspergillaceae. Gene Ontology annotation, molecular function: small ribosomal subunit rRNA binding. Gene Ontology annotation, cellular component: nucleolus; small-subunit processome.
AUGAGGGCCAAACGUUCAAAGAAGUACCGCAAGCUUAUGCACCAAUAUGAGCUCGCAUUCGGCUUCCGCGAACCAUACCAAGUCCUAGUGGACUCAAACUUCCUCAAUGCCGUACACUCCUUCAAGAUGGAGCUACUCCCUUACCUCGAGCGCACACUGCAGGGCAAGGUCAAGCCUCUCCUCACAAAAUGCUCCCUAGCAGCCAUCAUGGCCAACCAACCAAUCAACCCUCGCACCAACAACCCCGUCCGUCCCGCACAACUCCCCCCGCCCACCGUCCUCCCAUUGCGCCACUGCUCCCACAACGAAGACGCCUCUCCUAUCGACGAAACAGAGUGCCUGCUUUCUCUUCUUUCGCCGUCCGCAGACGUCAAGCGGAAUAAGGAGCAUUAUAUCCUUGCUACGGCGGACCCGGCGACGCCCAAGGCUUCAUCGCAGAACGACAAGAAGCGGAAGCGGGGUGUCGAUGAGGCCGAGAUUGCGCUGAGAAAGUCGAGGAUGUUUAGGAGCGCUGCGCGGGCUAUCCCCGGUGUGCCGAUUGUUUACGUGAAGCGGUCUGUUAUGGUUUUGGAGCCGAUGAGUUCGUUGAGUGAGGAGCUGAGAGACGGGUAUGAGAAUGGGAAGUUCAGGGCUGGGUUGAACGAUGAUGCGGCUCCGAAGAAGAGUGGGGACGGGGAGAAGAAGAAGAAGGGAUUUAAGAAGGUGAAGGGCCCGAAUCCUUUGAGUAUGAAGAAGCCGAAGAAGAGGGAUGCUGAGUCGGCUGGGCCUCCGAAGAAGAGGCAGGCCACGGAGGAUGGAGAGGGCAAGGAGUCUACGGAGAGGACGGAAGAAGGUGAUUCUGCGCCCAAGGCGAAGCGGAGGAGACGUCAUCAUAACCGCGGUGCUAAAACUGAAGGCGAGGAUGGAGGCGAUGCGGCUCCUGCUGUCACGAUGGAGGAGUGA